Molecule: messenger RNA, 495 nt
Organism: Penicillium manginii
Lineage: Eukaryota; Fungi; Ascomycota; Eurotiomycetes; Eurotiales; Aspergillaceae
Product: molybdopterin synthase catalytic subunit
Exons: 1
Coding region: 1-495 (164 amino acids)
Biological process (GO): Mo-molybdopterin cofactor biosynthetic process
Cellular component (GO): cytosol
Source: RefSeq, a predicted model, not a curated record
AUGACAGCACAGGAAACCCCUCUACCAGCACACCUGGACCCAAAUACCUACCCGCGCUAUUCACACGAUGCGACCAAAAACAUCCACCUAACAUUAACCUACACCCCCCCUCGACGCGAAUACGUACCUGUCGCAAACCUCCUCCCCGCCGCCGGCGCAAAUGUCCUAUUCCUCGGCACAACGCGCGAUACGUUCGAAGGACGGCCCGUGUCCCAACUCAGCUACACAACCUACCCACCUCUGGCGCUGAAGACGUUGACGGAGAUUGCCGAGGCGGCCGUGGAGAAAUAUCGGCUUUUGGGCGUGAGCAUUGCGCAUCGGAUGGGGGUUGUGCCGAUUGGGGAGGCUUCUAUUGCUAUUGCGAUUAGUUCGGGGCAUCGGGGUGCGGGGUGGAGGGCUGGGGAGGAGGUUUUGGAGGCUUGUAAGGAGCGGGCGGAGAUUUGGAAGAGGGAGGAGUUUUUGGAUGGGGGGGAUGGAGUGGAGGGCCAAUGCUGA